This is a messenger RNA of Alnus glutinosa, 1922 nucleotides long. Its product is annotated as 1-aminocyclopropane-1-carboxylate synthase-like. Gene Ontology annotation, molecular function: pyridoxal phosphate binding; transaminase activity. Lineage: Eukaryota; Viridiplantae; Streptophyta; Magnoliopsida; Fagales; Betulaceae. Bases 124 to 1575 code for a protein of 483 amino acids. The transcript has 4 exons. The record is from RefSeq and is a predicted model, not a curated record. Gene Ontology annotation, biological process: amino acid metabolic process; biosynthetic process.
UUUAUCCACACCUUCAGAAAGCUUUCUAAACUCGAGCAAAUAAUUAUUAGCACGACUGCUCUCCAUUCCCCCCUUAAAGUGUUUCCAUCUUGGUAGAUUUCUUACUGCAUUUCUCAAAGAUUAAUGGGGUUCAUAAACAGUAAUGAACAGCACUUGCUGUCUAAGAUAGCAACGGGCAAUGGGCAUGGUGAAAAUUCUCCUUUCUUUGAUGGUUGGAAGGCGUUUGAGAGUAACCCAUUUCAUCUGACUAAUAACCCUGAAGGGGUUAUCCAAAUGGGUCUUGCAGAAAAUCAGCUUUGUUUUGAUUUGAUUCAAGAGUGGAUUUUGAAUAACCCACAAGCUUCCAUCUGCACCCCAGAAGGAGUAAAUGACUUCAGAGAAAUAGCUAUCUUUCAGGACUAUCAUGGCUUGCCAGAGUUCAGAAAUGCUGUUGCCAAAUUUAUGGAGAAAGUAAGAGGAAACAGAGUCAGAUUCGACCCUGACCGCAUCGUUAUGAGUGGAGGAGCAACCGGAGCUCAUGAGACGCUUGCCUUUUGUUUGGCUGACCCGGGGGAGGCAUUCCUUGUACCUACACCUUAUUAUCCAGGUUUUGAUCGGGAUUUGAGAUGGAGAACAGGAGUACAACUCCUUCCAGUAGUCUGUGAAAGCUCUAACAAUUUCAAGGUGACAAGAAAAGCUUUGGAAGAUGCCUAUGAGAGAGCUCAAGAGGCCAACAUCAGAGUAAAGGGCUUGCUCAUUACCAAUCCAUCAAACCCACUUGGCACUAUCUUGGACAAACAGACGCUAAGAGAGCUUGUAAGCUUCAUCAAUGAGAAGAGCAUCCACUUAAUCUAUGAUGAAAUAUAUGCUGCCACUGUCUUCAGUCAACCUGGUUUCAUCAGCAUAUCUGAGAUUAUAGAGGAAGAAAAAGAUAUCGCAUGCAACCGUGAUCUCAUCCACAUUGUUUAUAGUCUUUCAAAGGACAUGGGGUUCCCUGGCUUUAGAGUUGGCAUUGUCUAUUCCUACAACGACGCAGUAGUAAAUUGUUGUCGUAAGAUGUCCAGUUUCGGAUUGGUUUCCUCGCAAACCCAACAUCUGAUUGCAUCUAUGCUAUCAGAUGAUGCGUUUGUCGACAGAUUUUUAGCAGAGAGUGCUGAAAGGUUGGAAACAAGGUAUAAGUUCUUGACUUGCAGUCUUGCUCAAGUAGACAUUGAUUGUUUGAAGAGCAAUGCUGGCCUCUUUCUGUGGAUGGAUUUGCGUCACCUCCUCAAAAACAAGACAUUUGAAGCAGAGAUGGAGCUGUGGCGAGUGAUAAUAAAUGAAGUUAAGCUCAAUGUUUCUCCUGGUUCUUCUUUUCAUUGCUCAGAGCCAGGGUGGUUCAGGGUUUGCUUUGCUAACAUGGAUGACAGCACCAUGCAAGUUGCUUUGACAAGAAUCCGAACCUUUGUGCGUCAAAAUAAGGAAGUCAGAAUUCCCAAGAGAAAGUGUUGGAACAGCAACCUAAGACUCAGCUUCUCAUCUUUAAGAGUGGAUGCACAGAGCAUGUUGUCUCCUCACUCCCCUGUACAAUCACCUCUUGUUCGAGCCAGGAAUUAGCCUGAAAAAACAGUGACUUUAAUUUGCACCAUUUAUAUGCAACUUCCUAGAUAAAGGCUGACAGAAUAUUCUUUAAUUUAUUUAUGUCAGGUUAAAAGGGUCAUCCAUUAGUGGCAAUAAGGUUUGUCAUUACAAUAACCCAUUUAGUGGUGCUCUGCUUCUAAUGGGGGGGAUAUGUUGGUUCCAGCAUCCCUCUUAUUUUUCUUUCCUGAGUGCAUUUUUUCUUUUUUCACUUACCAAAUGGUGGUGAAAGAAGUUGUUUGUAUUUUCUGAGAAAUUUCUUUGUAAGCAUUCAUUUAAUUUAUGUUGUUUUUUCGAAUGAGAUUAAAGACUCUUUAGUUGCAAAA